AUGCCGCAGUCGGCAGCGCCGCAGGGCGAGCCCAGGGAGUCCAGUCCUUCCAAGGCCCACAAGAAGCACCCCACCUUCCACCUCUGGCGCUCCAAGAAGAAGCCGCAGCCCCCGCCCGCCACGUGUGCGGUGUUCGUCCCGCACCCGCCCUCCGCGCCCCUCUGCCAGGCCAGUGCUCUGGACGUGCCGGAUGGAAGCCACCAGGAGUCGCAGGAACUCCCAGUGCACUGCGGGGAGCCGCAGUAUUGUCACACCCCUGGUGAGGUGCCCGGUCCUUCACCAGCCGAGUCAGGCAUGUUUAAAAAGUCCAGGGCACAGCCACCAGAUGACAGCAGGAGGAAGCCAGUCUUAGGGAAGCUGGGCACCCUGUUCACGGCUGGAAGGAGGAGGAAUACCAGGAACGGGUUAGAGGGUCCCACCGGCUCCAGCCUCAAGUCAGCCUCGGCCAGAGACUCCUGCAAAGUCCCCGAAAGCGAGAGCGACAAGAGUAGAGCCCCGGGCAUCCAGCCGCAGCCCCAGGACGCCGACGAGGCGGGGUGCCCCCAGGAGGAGCCCCGGGAGGCCGAGGGCGGUGCGCCGGCCACCCCUCGCGACGCCGAGCUGUCACCGUGCGAGAGCGGCAGCCUCGUGGUGGCCGCGCAGCCGCGCCACGACAGUGAUUCACCCCAAUUAGUACCUGCGCAGGCAGGGGGGGAGACCUUCCCCGAUGCCGCCACCGCUGCCAAGCGGCCGCAUUCCUCCGCCGAGAGCUGCUCGGGGCAGGAGAGCGCAGAGACGCCCGGCCGCGGUCCGGCGCAGGACGCUUUGCAGGGUGCCGGCUGCCUGCCCGAGGCGGCCGGGGGUGCGCGGGGCGUGCCGGGGUCGCCCACGGCCGCGCGGCUCGCGGGAGAACCGGGCGAGGACCCCGGCGCAGCUGCCCGCUCUCGGGAGCCCGGGGACCCCAGCCAGCCCCGCGAGGGCGCAGCCCGCGCGCAGCCCGCCACGGUGCUGACCCUGGACAUCUACCUGAGUAAGACGGAGGUGUCCGCGGGGGACCAGCCGGCCGUGGGCUCUCCGGGGGCCGAGGAUUGCGACGAUUCGGACGACAUGGAGAAGAGGUCGAGCGGCCGCAGGUCGGGCCGGCGGAGGAAGUCGCAGAGAUCCGGCGAGUCCCCGGCCGCAGACGCCGCCGCCGGGUCGCCGGGCCGCGCCACCCCGAGGGACGACGCGGCGAUCGACGACGAGGUGGCGCCCGACGCGGCCGCGGAGCGGGGCUCGGCGGAAAGGAAAGCGAAGUCCGCGCGCGCCGCGCCCGACGGGGGCGUAGCCUCGGCCGCGGGCCCCGAGCCCAGGCCCGGCCCCAGAGGGCAGCCGCGCGCCGACCGGCCUCCGCUGGCGUCGCCCACCAAGAGGAAGGGCCGCGCCCGCGUCCCCGAGGCGGCAGUGCCCAGCGCGCCCGCCACCCCGCGGGCUCCCGCCAAGGAGUCCCCGCCCAAGAGGGCGCCCGCCGCCGACCCCGCGGAGGACCUGGGCCGCGUCGUCCCCCGCGAGCUCACGGUCAAGAGCAGCUCGCUGCUGCCGGAGAUCAGGCCCGAGCACAAGCGGGGCCCGCUGCCCGGCCACCUCGACGGCCGGGGCCGGGAGCCGGGCAGGUCGGCCGCGGCCUCCGAAGCCGAAGGCUCGAAGCCCAGGAACCAUUUCGGUGUGGGCAGGUCGACGGUGACCACCAAAGUGACCCUCCCUGCCAAACCCAAACAUGUGGAACUAACUCUGAAAACCCCUAAGAAUUCUGACAGUUUGGGAAAUGAGCAUAAUCCCUUUAGCCAGCCAGUUCAUAAGGGAAACACUGCCAACAAAAUCUCCUUAUUUGAAAACAAACGGGUAAACAGUAGUCCAAGACACCCGGACAUUCGUGCCACGAAGAACAUUCCUCCCUCUAAUAAGACAUUUGUUGGGAGGGCAAAGCUGAAUUUAGCCAAAAAAGCUAAAGAAAUGGAACAAUCUGAAAAGAAACCCAUACCAAACAGCCACCAGAAUGGCAUGGUGGCCAAGGAACCCUCUGCAGAAGACAGAGGCCCUGUCUCAGAAGAAGAGAUUCCCCUGACAGCCAAUGGCGGGGAAGGAGUGCCCACUGAAGGCCAGUCGCUCUGUCCUCAGGCUGACCAAGGCAGUAAGGCAGAUGUGCAAACAGACGCUACCUCUCCUUCACAGCCAGUGCCACCUGACUCAGAUCCUGCCAAGGACUGUCAGCUUUUAGGAGAAGAUAGCUCAGAGGCCACGGACAGCACAAGGCUUGCAUUUGAAAAUACUACCGAUAUGGCACCAGACAUCGCUGCCACUCUUACUACCAAAGAUAACACCCCAGAGCCCCAAGAUACGCUUUCUGACUCUCAGCCCCAACCUGAGUCAUCUGGGGGGCCUUCUCUCCCACCGCAUGUGCCCAUUCCUGUGGGAGUUCCCCAAGACGAAUGUGGUCAGGUUCCCAUAAACAGUGUUCUAUGCACUGAUGCAGAGGUAUCAGAAAACCACAAUGGAUGCAUUGGAUCUGUGUCUCAUCCCAAUGAGAAAAUACUACUGUCCAAACCAGGAGGGAGAGAAACAAAUCCCCCAUUGUCCCCAGAGUGCAGCCCAGAGUGUCCAUCCAAGGUCCUUGUCCAGGUGAGGUCCUUCGUGCUUCCUGUGGAGAGCACCCAGGAUGUGAGCUCUCAAGUUAUCUCAGAAAGCUCGGAAGUUAGAGAAGUGCAGUUGCCAAGUUGUCACAAUAAUGAACUUGAAGUGGUUUCUGUUGCAAAUUGCGCUUCCCAGCAAGAGGAAGUGGUGGGCCAUAAGAGCACGUCACCCGAGAACACGUCCUGUGGAGAGGAGCGUGUGGCAGAGUCUCACCCACCCACACCACCAUCAGGAUCCCAGAAGGCUCAGGACAGCAGGACAAACCUGAUGGCCAAGUCCAGCCCUGCCCCCUCUCCCAGUAGCAGAGGUCAUUCCGAGACUCCUCAAAGGCCAGCUGGAGAUGUUGUGAAUGGGCAGAAGAGCCCUGCCAGCCUUUUGAAUGUUUCUGCUGGCAGUGAUGAGAGUGUGUUGGAUUCUUCUUCUGAUAUGGAAAAAUUCACUGAAAUCAUUAAAAAUAUGGACAGUACAGUGUGUGUGCCACAGAAGAAAAAGAAGGCCCGGAUGCCCAGUUCUCCAGCCCCUCACUUUGCCAUGCCUCCUAUUCACGAGGACACCUUGGAAAAGGUGUUCGAUCCCAACGUGUUCACCUUCGGUUUGGGGAAGAAGAAGGAAAACCAGGUGGAAAUGUCGCCUGCUUCACAUUUGCUGCAGAACCUUGACCCCAAUUCCAAACUGAAACCUAAGCGAGCCUCCACGGAGCAGAGCAUCCUCUUCAAGUCCCUGCACACAGGUGCCAACGGGAACGGCGAGCCUCAGGCAGCCGCAGAAGUCAAUGGCAGGGACCACAGGGAUGUCACUAAUGGUGGAGUAAAGAGGUCCCGGCUAGAAAAAAGUGCUCUUUUCUCAAGCAUGUUAUCUUCCUUACCACAAGAGAAAAUCUUUUCUCCCUCAGUGACAUCAGUCACUACCAUGACCACAUGUUUCGGCACUUCUCAGAACAGUUCUCUGUCUCGGUCUUCAGUGGCACAGCCCAGGGCAGAGGGCGCCCCGCCCUGUGGCUCAGACCAAGAACAGCCUCAUCUCACACCCCACAACUCCUUAAAGGUCUUCAGUUUCAACUCCUCGAACACAGAUCCUUCGGGCAUGAGAAGUCCAAGCCACAUGGAGAAGUGUUCACAAAAGGAAGAAAGCAAAGAUCUGAAUUCAUGGAGUGGCCCGCGCUUGCCAGAAACAAAGACUCCUGAGUUUUCCAGGCUGAAGAACGGAGAUGACAUGGAAAAGGCCAGCCGCAUGGACAGUGCUCUGACAUCAAACCUGCCAAACCCUGCCAGCACUGACAGCGACUUCAUGGGUCUUUUCACACCCAGCCGGUAUGACCCGAGCCUUUCUUUCUCUGGAAUGUCCUUAGCAGAUCCCACGACGCUGAGAGGAAGCAUACAAAAUAAACUGAAUCCCCGGCCUGGGAAGGUGGUGAUAUUCAGCGAGCCCGAUGUCUCUGAAGAGUGCAUUGAAGUUUUCAGGGACAUUCAGGAUUGCAGCUCUUGGCGACUCUCCCCAGUGAUACUUGUAAAAGUCGUUAGAGGAUGUUGGAUUUUAUAUGAGAAAGCCAAUUUUGAAGGUCACUCCAUCCCCUUAGAAGAAGGUGAAUUGGAACUCUCUGGUCUCUGGGGCAUGGAGGAGGCCUUGGAAAGAAAUGAAGAAGCAGAGUGUGAUAAGCCUGUAGUGAUCGGCUCAAUCAGGCACGUGGUGCAGGAUUACAGAAUCAGUCAGAUUGACUUGUUUACCGAACCAGAAGGACUGGGACUCCUAAACUCCUACUUUGAUGACACGGAAGAAAUGCAAGGGUUUGGAGUUAUGCAGAAGACUUGUUCCAUCAAAGUGCACUGGGGCACAUGGCUGAUUUAUGAAGAACCUGCAUUUCAAGGCAUUCCUUUCAUCCUGGAACCCGGCGAGUACCCCGACUUGUCCUUCUGGGACACUGAAGAGGCAUACAUCGGAUCCAUGCGGCCUCUGAAAAUGGGUGGUCGUAAAGUUGAAUUUCCUACAGAUCCAAAGGUCGUUAUUUAUGAAAAGCCUUCCUUUGAAGGAAAAUGUAUGGAACUGGAGUCAGAAAUGUGUGGUUUUGCCAAGGAGGGAGGUGAGGAGGAAGAAAGCUCUGGAUACAGCGGUUUGCCCUUCACAUCAGUGGGGUCUGUGAAAGUUCUGAGAGGCAUUUGGGUUGCUUAUGAGAAGUCAGGCUUUAUGGGGCAUCAGUAUUUGCUAGAGGAAGGAGAGUACCAAGACUGGAAAGACUGGGGUGGUUACAAUGGAGAACUCCAGUCCUUACGACCUAUAGUGGGGGAUUUUUCAAAUGCUCACAUGAUAAUGUACAGCGAAAAAAACUUUGGAUCCAAAGGUUCCAGUAUUGAUGUAUUGGGGAUUGUUGCUAAUUUAAAGGAGACUGGAUAUGGAGUGAAGACCCAGUCUAUUAAUGUACUGAGCGGAGUAUGGGUUGCCUAUGAGAGCCCUGACUUCACAGGAGAGCAGUAUGUUCUGGAUAAAGGCUUCUAUACCAGUUUUGAGGACUGGGGAGGGAAGAACUGUAAGAUCUCUUCUGUUCAACCCAUAUAUUUGGAUUCUUUCACUGGUCCAAGGAGGCAAAACCAGAUUCACUUGUUUUCAGAACCACAAUUUCAAGGUCAAUGUCAAAGUUUUGAAGAAACAAUCAGUCAAAUCGAAGAUUCAUUUUCAACGAAGUCUUGUAGAGUUUUGGGGGGCAGCUGGGUUGCUUAUGAUGGAGAAAACUUCUCUGGAAAUCAGUACGUGCUGGAAGAAGGUCACUAUCCUUGUGUGUCAGCAAUGGGAUGCCUGCCUGGAGCAACGUUGAAGUCUCUCCGCUACAUAGAUGUUGAAUUUUCAGAACCAACGGUUAUUCUGUUUGAAAGAGAAAACUUCAAAGGGAAGAAGAUUGAACUUAAUGCUGAAACAGUGAACCUGCGAUCCCUGGGAUUCAACACACAGAUUCGCUCUGUCCAGGUUAUUGGUGGCAUAUGGAUUAGUUAUGAAUACGCCAACUACAGAGGUCGACAGUUCCUGCUGUCACCUGCAGAAGUUCCUAAUUGGUAUGAAUUCAGUGGCUGUCGCCAAAUCGGUUCUCUCCGACCUUUUGUUCAGAAACGAAUUCACUUCAGACUUCGAAACAAAGCGACAGGGUUGUUUAUGUCAACCAACGGGAAUCUGGAGGACCUGAAGCUCCUGCGGGUACAGGUCAUGGAGGAUGUGGGCGCUGAUGAUCAAGUGUGGAUUUACCAGGAGGGGUGCAUCAAGUGCAGGAUAGCAGAAGACUGCUGCCUGACCAUCGUGGGCAGCCUAGUGACAUCUGGCUCUAAACUGGGCCUGGCGCUUGACCAAAAUGCUGACAGUCAGUUCUGGUGCAUGAAGUCCGAUGGCAGGAUCUACAGCAAGUUGAAGCCAAAUUUAGUCUUAGAUAUCAAAGGGGGUUCACAGUACGAUCAGAAUCACAUCAUCCUCAACACCGUCAGCAAGGAGAGGUUAACACAAGUGUGGGAAGCCAUGGUUCUGUGAACCCGAAGAAAGAAGGUGGGAGAAAUGCUCCUGGGGGCUUUCCAGGCACCUUAUUGAAGAAACACAAAAGGACAGUCCUGAUGGAGGAGUCCAGCGGUAACUGGUCCAGAAGACGGGACAGGGAGAAUUAGCUUUUAAGAGAUGACUUCCAAGCCAGUAGCUUGUCCUCUGUUCCUUGCCUUUCGUCUCUCAGCAGCACUGGCAUAGGUCCCCCUCGAGCAGCUCUGGGUGGCUUUUAAAGAUGUUAAGUCAAGAGUAUGUACGUUUCAAAUCAUUUCCAAAGGCAGUGACAGGAGGGAGCAGGACCAGAUUCACUGUGGACUUACGGAUUCCUUAAAGGGAAGGAUGAGAAAGUGCCCAAAUUUGCAAGUUGGAAGAUUAUUGCAUGCUGAUCAAUGCUUUUGAUCCAUGGUUUUAAAACCAAUGGCACAUACACAAAAAAAGAAAAACCAAUGGCACCAUUAAUUAUGCUGGAUAGCAAUGAGACAGCCUUAUUCAGAAAAACUAUAAAGAACUCAGUUAAAAUAAACAAAAUGCUAUUUUCAGUUAUAUUAAAAAUUAGAUAUUUCAAAUUUCCUAUCGAUGUCUGCUAACAUUUGUUAGGAGAACUUGGAAUUUUACUCACCUUUGGACUGUCCUGCAAUGUCCCCAGUGAGUGUUUAAAGCCCUUCUUACAUCUGCUACUGGAACAGUAUUGUCAUGGCCUAACUUACCCUUUCUACAGCCAUCUAGUGCUGAAACUAUGUUCUACAGGUUUUGGCUAAACCUCAUACCUUUUAGCCUGAUUUCCAGGGCUGUGGUGGUUGGGAAUGCCUCAGAUGUGGAGAUUCUGGGGGCCUCCGGUCACUUCGUGCUGGGAGCACAAAGGGUGUAGAAAGCUCAAGAAGAUGCAGGACGCACCACCAUCUCUAGACCGUGGAGGAGAGAAGGGCUGUUCGGUGGUCACAUGUCAGCGCUUGGAGUGAGCCCCGCGCAAGCGCACACUGAAGCCACUGACGGACUGACUGCUGGUCACACGCCGGUCCGUACCUGGCUGCUCCAACGGCAGAUUCCAGUUUUGAGGAAAACUGCUACACGUUUCCUUGAAUAUAUUCUUCCCCAUUUUUCUGUCAUCUGUCAGUACUGGUGCUGUCAUCAGAGAUGGAACAACUCUUACUUCCAUCUCCUCUGUUCAAAUGUGUUUCCUCUCUGGAGCCCAUAGCAGGGAAUUAUGACCAUUAGAAUAUUUAUCUUCAGUUUUAAAAAAUACUUGCACACACCAGCAUCCAACAUGUUUGCCUUGUUCUUACAUGUAUAGCUCUGAUUUUUGGUCCUUUGUGUGUAUUCUUACAUACGGUGGGGUAAGAUAAUCUAUCAAAGCCUGUGUUAAAUUUCUCUCUUGAAUAAACUUACUUCUGGUUAACUACA
This is a messenger RNA of Jaculus jaculus (lesser Egyptian jerboa), 7560 nucleotides long. It is a transcript of the gene Crybg1, whose product is annotated as crystallin beta-gamma domain containing 1. The record is from RefSeq and is a predicted model, not a curated record. The coding region runs from base 1 to 6153 and encodes 2050 amino acids. Lineage: Eukaryota; Metazoa; Chordata; Mammalia; Rodentia; Dipodidae. The transcript has 22 exons.